Messenger RNA from Closterium sp. Naga37s-1, 873 nucleotides. Lineage: Eukaryota; Viridiplantae; Streptophyta; Zygnematophyceae; Desmidiales; Closteriaceae. The record is from the annotation of a GenBank genome assembly.
AUGGGUGUAAGGGAGGACAUGGGUGUGAGGGAGGACAUGGGUGUGAGGGAGGACAUGGGUGUGAGGGAGGACAUGGGUGUGAGGGAGGACAUGGGUAUGAGGGAGGACAUGGGUGUGAGGGAGGACAUGGGUGUGAGGGAGGACAUGGUGUGCCUUUUCACCGCGCUGCCUUCUUGCCCUCUCUUCACUUCACCUCCUCUCUCCUCCCCUUCCUUCUCCUCCCCUCCCUUCACCUCUCCUCCCCACACCUCCCCUCCCUUCUCCACCCCUCCUUGUCCUUUCCCUUGCAGCUUCUCUCCUCCCUUUCUCCUCCCUCGCCUUCACCUACCCACUCAUUCGCCAUUCACCUGCCACUCCACUCUCUCCUCCACUCCCUGCUCCUCCUCUGUCACCUCUCCCCUGCCCUCCAUCCACACUCCUCGGACCCCACCCUAUCCUCUCAUCCUCUCCCCCUCUGGCCUCUACCGCCCCCACCGCUCACCAUCAGUCGUUUCAAGCGGCACACUUGCUUCUGCCCCAUCUCACACCAAUCUUCUCCCAUGUUGCUGCGUUCACCUGCACCCGCCCCCCCUCUCGUCCUCCUCCGCGUUCCCCCCAGCUCCCCCACUCGCGGCCCCCCUUUGCACCCUUCCUUGCGCUCGCCCUCUUGUUUCUGCCGCGUGCUCUCCCCCCUUUCCCUCUAUCCCGCACUUCCCCACCCCUUCGCCUGCCCAUUCUCCCCUCUUCCGCCCUUCAACUCCCGCUCAUGCUUUCGGUGCCACGCCUUCUCCUGCCCCUCGCCCCAAUUCCGCCAAACCCAAGCCACGCGCGCCCGCAUUCUCACUCCCCCUUCCCCUCCUUGCGCCUCCCCUCCCCGCUCCGCCUCCCCUGUAA